Messenger RNA from Physella acuta, 4155 nucleotides. Its product is annotated as HEAT repeat-containing protein 6. The record is from RefSeq and is a predicted model, not a curated record. Lineage: Eukaryota; Metazoa; Mollusca; Gastropoda; Physidae.
AAACAAGAUGGCUUCCACAAGAUCCCCUGUCGAAGAAACUGAGGCUAAAAAAUUUCGCGACAGUGUAUCACGACUAAAAAAAUAUAUAUUCAAAGACGAUGAAAACUCUAAAAUAACACUUAGCCUUCUUUUAGAUGAGCUGGUUGCUGCAGAAUCUUCCAACUGUUAUUUUGAAUAUGAAAGUGAAGGCAGUGAGUUACUUGCCCAUUUGGCCAUCAUUAUACCUUUGCAGUAUGAAAGAAUUGUAGCUAAAUUCUGUCAAGUCAUCUCAAAUUUUUGUACUGAAAAAAAUGUUUUAAUUCCUAAAAGUGACUUGGAACCCGUUGUUCUAUUUUUAACAAAAGCAUUGCAACAGUGUCAAAGCUUUGUCCACACAGAAAUAUUAAAUGCACUUUGUGUGGUGUGUGAAAACAACACGCAUAACAUCGAGAAAUUUCACGAUAUUUUAGUGGGGGGCAAAGGUCUGUUAUUAAAAUUGACUGAUGACACAACUUGUGAAGAAGAGGUUGUCGUUGAUGCUGUGAAGUGUUUAGCAAACUUAGUAACCAUUCGACCUAAUUACGCUGAGCGAAUUGAAGUAAGAUAUCUCUCUGCCAGUUUUGACACAUUAAUUCAUUUGCUACAUAGAGCCCCUAACAUGAAAAUGGGGUUUCAUAUGCGAAAUAAGUUACUGAUGCAUUGUUUUAAUGGAAUACAAAACAUUAUAAUAUUGAAACGCUUACCUAAUAUUGAGUUAGGAAUGCUUUUGGCUGCUGUCAGGGCUUAUAUGUUCUAUGGCUUGAUCAGCAGCCAGACUGUGAACAUACCUACCCAACUUUACCCAAAUGUGGUUACUCCUUAUGAUCCCUUAGCCUCAAAUAAAACUCCAAAACAAACGGUUAACAAAAAGACUAGAUUAGAUUCAAAUGAGGAGACUACAAGAGGCAGAGCUAGAGAUGGAGGAGCAGCCACAUCUGAUAAAACAAAGAAACCCAGAAAAAAGAAGGGAAAAUCCAAGGAAGAAAAUGACAGUGGUGUGGAAAACAAAAAAAAGAGUGCAGAAAAGCUUGAUUCUUUGUCAUACAACAAAGCAUGGAGCAGUGUCACACCAGAAUCAGAGGCCAUCAGCUGGGAGAUGACCUGGCUAAAACUAAGCAGCUCAGAAUCUGAAUUUUCUGACACAGAAGGAGGUAGAGCUAGACAAAACAAAUCUGAAGCUGUCCGAGUCAGACAGUCUGCACUCAGCUGUUUCUUAAAUAUUGUCAGGGUAAUUGACAAAAAAGUCAUGUUUGGUUAUUGGUCCUCCUUCAUCCCUGAUACCAGCCUUAGCAUAAACUCUCCACAAAUGCAGUCUUUAUUUACUACUAUUUUGAAAGAUCCUGCACCAAAGUGUCGCAUGGCAGCUGUAGCAAGUCUGACGGCAAUGUUAGAGUCAACUCGUCCAUAUCUAGCAGCUGCUGAGGAAAUCUCCACGCACCAGUCCGCAUUUACUCCAUUCUCAGCUAUUCUUGGUUCCAUGAUUCGAGAGAUGCAUAGAUGUCUGUUACAAGCUCUCGUUGCUGAAAAUUUUAAGGCUGUGCUCACUCAGAUAAUCAAGUGUUUAGCAAAUUUAGUGAACAAUGUUCCAUACCAUCGGCUCAAUCCUGGUCUUCUGACUCGUGUGUUGAAACAGAUCAGACAUUUUUUCAAUCACAAAGAUCCAAAUGUCCGCACAGCCUGUCUGACAUGCAUUGGAGCUAUUGUAGGCAUCAAACCACCACUCAUGGAGGUUUCCCAAUUAAUUAAACCACAUCAUCCUCCAGUUGGAGUUAAUCGCUCUGCUAAUCCUAGUGACUCCCCCUUAUUUCGACCAGAGGAUGCCUCUUAUCUUCUCUAUCCAAGUUUUGCUCCCCCCCAGAUAUCUGAAAUACCAGAAAAUACAGAGCCUAUUUGUAACAUGGGUAAAACAAGUCCUAAAUUUACAGAAAAUGAUAAUGUGAGGACGUCUGACACUGUUUCAAUUGAAUGUGAAGACGCAUGUCUUACAGUGAAAGAAGAUGACUCAAAAUCAAAUGUAGAAGGAAGCAAGUAUGUCUUUGAAUCUGUUAAACCAGUUGAAGUGGUACAUGCAAUAGAGGCACCAGUGGAAAGUCAUUCAAAAGUUUUGAGCACAGAGUUAUCAACCCCUGUUUUAGGUGCCAGCUGUGGGACAGAGACACCAGUCUACACUGAUCAGAUGUUGCAAGCUCACGCUCGGGACACUUCAUGGGUCAUCAAAUUUUGUGUCAAAAAUAUCACAGGGCAACCAGACCUUAUUAAAGAAGAAAAUCAAUCAAAGCUGGAAGCACUGCAGAAAUUUGAACCAUUGCCUAUACGACUGGAGGCUCUUCAAGUUAUGAGCAAUCUCAUUAAAAACUACUUUCCUAUCAUACGACAAAGCUGUCGACUGCUUCAAAAUCUGGUUGAAGUGUGCCUUGGAGAUUCCAAUCAUAUUAUAGUGCUCCAUGGAACUAAAGUGUUGGAUGAACUAACCCAAGCUCUACAGAGAGACAUACAAGACCACCAGGCAGCCCCACAGAAUGCUAUAUCAUUUCAACAAGUUCUAGACUUUUGGCUGUUUCUACUGGAAGGACCAUUACCCCACUUGCUAGAAUUUAAUCCAGGCAUGAGUGAAGAAGGCAACAACCUGGUUAGGUCUGGAGCUUGUGAAUGUAUGGCCAAUGUUGGAGAAGAAGUCUUUGCUAAGUUACCUAGACAUCGUCAGAUACAGUGCGUUACUUUAGUUCUUGGAUUGGCUGCAGAUGAUGAUAAGUUGAUCAAAGCAUCAGCAGUUCGAGCCCUUGGCAUAUAUGUUAUGUAUUCUUGCCUCAAAGACGAUGUUGCAUUUCUAAUGGAUGCAGGCACAGCAAUUCUUUCAUGUAUGAAAUCAACCAGCAACAGUGUUAGAUUUAAAGCUGCUUGGGCAAUGGCUAAUUUAUGUGAUACUUUAGUUAGCAACAAAGAGAAUGGCUUAGAAGAGAUCCUUGCAGAAUUUAAAGAAUCAAUGGUGCUUGAAUUAGUUGAAUGUGCUGCAUCUGCCACCAAAGACAGUGAUAAAAUCAGCUGCAAUGCUGCUAGAGCUAUUGGCAACCUGUUGCGGUUCCUUCCAUCCCACCUAUUUCAGAAACCUGAAAUGGAAGCUGCUCUCCUUUGUGCUGUCAGAGGACUUGUGAAAAAUAUGAGCAGUGGAACAAUGAAGGUUCGCUGGAAUAGCUGCUAUGCUGCAAGUAAUGCUUUCCAAAAUGCACAGCUCCCCAUAGAGAAACCUUGGGUUUCUGACAUCCUCAAUACACUUAGUAAAGUGGUUCAGAAUAGCUUGAACUUCAAGGUGCGCAUCAAUGCUGCUCUUGGUUUAUCUGCACCACAAAAUAGGCAAGCCUAUGGAUCCAGGGAAACAUUUUGUAACGCAUGGAUAAGUUUAGUUAAUGCUUUAGAGAGUGCUGAAAACAUCAAUGACUUUGCUGAAUACAAAUACAAAAACAGUUUAACUGAACAUUUAUGUGGUGCUGUUUUGAGAUUGACCUCAGUUAUUCUUCUAUCAGAUCUCAGUUCACUGGCCCAAAGUGUGCAGCUGAAGGGUCACUCUUUUCGAACAUACAUGGAGAAAUAUCUCCUGUUGAACAUAAAAAAAGCAGCUCACAGCAACAUUCCAAGUGUUGAGACUGUGAAAGCUCAUCUUGAAAGGCUUCACUUCGAAGCAACCUCAGAUGAACAAAGGAGAUGUUUGCAAGGUCUCCUUCAGGCAUGUGUACCAGACUCAGAUUCACUUGAAGAUAAAAGAGCUCAAAAGUCUUCAUUUCAGCAAAUUUAUGACUAAAAAUCACAAAAAUAUUUGCAUUUUCAAAGAAACCAAAUUUUUUCUAAGAAGUCAACAAAUUAGCUACUUUUAAACUAUUUGAUAUAGAUCUAUAAUUUAUUAUGAUUAGGAAAAUAUAACAACCCUUUAAAAUUGCUGAUUAGUUCUGUUUAUAUUUAUGUAAAAUGUAUUUUAUAAUUCUGUGUAGUUGACCUAUAAACUGUGGGAAUAAAGUUUUAAGUAUUUGUUAUACAGUAAAUAUUUUACAUUAGAUUUUUUAAAAACCUUUUUACUUUCUCGUAUACGAAGUAUAGAGGAAGUAUUGUAAUUGUGCAAAAAAAAAUCGUUUUAUGCUUCCCUGA